AUGGCAAAAGUCUCUCACCGAACAGUACACCCACUCGCACCAGAGAGCGUUAAUCGCCUCUGGGUUUUUCCACAGAAGAGCGCCGACCUCACCCCACGCACCCACUCUGCCAAUCACCUGGCAGCAACUGCCAGUGAUCCAGAUCCACGCAUCGCCCCGAAGCUCAGAGCGGCUCCGUGGGAGAGGAACCUCACUGAGGGUACCCGUCCCAGAGUGGUACGUCGGAUUUUCACCAACAGUCGAGAACGAUGGCGCCAGCAGAACGUGAAUGGUGCAUUCGCAGAGCUGCGACGUCUCAUACCCACCCACCCCCCAGACAGGAAGCUCAGCAAGAACGAGAUCCUACGCCUCGCCCUCAGGUACAUCAGCUUUCUGGACCAUCUACUGACUGAGCAAGACCUCAGCGGGGCCCCACAGAGCCAGGCUGUGAGGCUGGAGGAGGACAGACUGCAGGGGACGCCAUCACCUAACUCCACCUGCGAGAGUUCAUCAGAGGGAGACUCUGAUGGGCUGAUGGGGGAGCAGAGGCAGCUCCAGUACCAGCAGGUACAGCUGAGCAGGUCGAGCAGAGAUCAGCUGAGACUGUUUCAUCACUCCAGAUGUGAAAGCCCCUGCAGUCUGGGGUCAGACUGAUGCUCCUGUGCUCCAGUUCUGCUGUUUGUCGUCAGUCAGCUGAUUCAGCCUCAAACACAAAGAUGUAAACAGGGAACACUAACAAGACAGAAACCUUCGUCGUUUACAAGCUUUUCGUCAGACAAUGCCUCUGCAUUAUUUCUGACUGGUUUUAGAAAAUCACAAAAAUGAUACAGGACACUUCAU
This is a messenger RNA of Pundamilia nyererei, 819 nucleotides long. RefSeq names its product T-cell acute lymphocytic leukemia protein 1 homolog. Gene Ontology annotation, molecular function: DNA-binding transcription factor activity, RNA polymerase II-specific; RNA polymerase II cis-regulatory region sequence-specific DNA binding; protein dimerization activity. The coding region runs from base 1 to 633 and encodes 210 amino acids. Lineage: Eukaryota; Metazoa; Chordata; Actinopteri; Cichliformes; Cichlidae. The record is from RefSeq and is a predicted model, not a curated record. The transcript has 3 exons. Gene Ontology annotation, biological process: regulation of transcription by RNA polymerase II.